Oikopleura dioica is the source of this 1716-nucleotide messenger RNA. The record is from the annotation of a GenBank genome assembly. NCBI's taxonomy places the organism in Eukaryota, Metazoa, Chordata, Appendicularia, Copelata, Oikopleuridae.
AUGAGUAGCGAGCCGAUUUCUUCAAACUUCGAACAGUUCCAGGACUUGACGGACAAACGCCUGUUGGUAGACCCGACGGAAGAGGUCCUCAAUGGCUACAUUUACAAAUUGAAAUCUGAAUUGUACGGACGAGGCGAAACGCUUGUUUCUAUCGGAAUUGGAACUGAGGAUGAUGAUGCAGAAGGUCUUCCCAAAGACGAAGCUGACAAAGCAGAGACAAAUCUCACCAAAAUCUCGGAAGAAAUUAACUGCAAGCUUUCCCUCCUAAGAACGAAAACACUCCAGAACGGACGCGAGGUGCGCGAUUUUCUUCUUCGAAAAAGACUGGAGGAUGAAUCCGAUUUUUGUGAAGUGCGUGUUGCAGUUGUUGGAAAUGUCGACGCUGGAAAAUCGACCUUACUUGGUGUACUAACUCACAAUUGUCUGGACAACGGAAGAGGUGCCGCGCGGCAGAAAUUAUUUCGCCAUAAGCACGAAAUAGAAUCGGGAAGAACUUCCUCCGUCGGUAACGAGAUUCUGGGGUUCGAUUCCGAUGGAAAAGUAGUGAAUACUCCCUCGCAUGGAUCAACUCUCGACUGGACAGACAUUUGCAGUAAGAGCUCAAAAGUACUGACCUUUGUAGAUUUGGCCGGCCAUGAGAAGUAUCUGAAAACAACUGUCUUCGGCUUGACAGGACAUUUGCCCGAUUUCUGUUUGAUCGUGGUCGGCUCAAAUGCCGGUUUCAUUGGAAUGGCUAAAGAGCAUCUCGGUCUUGCCUUGGCGCUCAACUUGCCAGUCAUGUGCGUUGUCACGAAGAUCGACAUGUGUCCUCCUAAUGUUUUGAAGGAAACAUUGUCUGUCCUCGCCAAGCUUCUUAAGUCUAGUGGCGUGAAGAAGAUUCCCCUCCUUGUGCAAGAGCACAAACAUGCUGUUAUUGCUGCUCAAAACUUUUGCUCUGAAAGAGUCGCGCCUAUCUUUAAAGUCAGCUCCGUAACUGGCGACGGACUUGACAAUCUCAAAGUAUUUUUUAAUUUGCUCCAACCGCGCAUACCAACUGGAAAGAAAACUGACAAGGCAGAAUUCUCCGUCGAUGACGUCUUCUCUGUGCCUGGAGUAGGAACCGUUGCGUCAGGCACUCUACUUUCUGGAAUCGUCACAGCUGGACAAACGCUUCAGAUGGGACCGGACUCGAAUGGCAAAUUCGAACAUGUUGUUAUAAAGUCUAUCCAUCGAAAACGGCUGCCAGUAACAGAAGUUUGCGCCGGCCAGGCAGCAGCCUUUGCGCUCAAGAAAGUAAAACGCAAGGAUCUGCGAAAGGGAACUGUUCUCUUGGGGCUUGACGAGCAAUCGCCAAAAGCAGUUUGGGAGUUUAAAGGGGAAGUCGUUAUCUUGCAUCAUCCCACGACAAUAAUGACCAAUUACCAAGCGAUGGUUCACGUUGGAGCUGUACGUCAAACUGCCCAAAUUACUUCAAUGUCGACUGAAGCGCUUAGAACAGGCGACAAAGCAAUGGUGCACUUCCGCUUCGUUAAAAACCCAGAGUGGCUGGUUCCUGAAAGAAGAUUCGUUUUCAGAGAAGGUCGAACCAAAGCGGUUGGAACUGUUAAAGAGCUGAUAAUCGGCCCAGCCCCGAUAAAUCUCAAUCGCCAUAAAGCCCGAAAACUGCCGUCGCAACCAGCUGCCAGCGGAGACUCGAAUCGCACCAAACGUAAACUGGCAUAUUCCAAGAAGAAAUAG